AUGGCCAUCGGGAGGAACUUUGAGGAGGCUUUCCAGAAGGCGCUGAGGAUGGUGGAUGAGAACUGUGUGGGCUUCGACCACACUGUGAAGCCGGCCUCGGACGUGCUGCCCCAGUUCUCCUUCUCACGCCUGGCGGGUGCCGACGUGGUGCUGGGUGUGGAGAUGACCAGCACGGGUGAGGUGGCCUGCUUUGGGGAGAACCGCUGUGAGGCUUACCUGAAGGCCAUGCUCAGCACCGGCUUCAAGAUCCCCAAGAAGAACAUCCUGCUGACCAUUGGCAGCUACAAGAACAAGAGCGAGCUGCUGCCCACGGUGCGGACCCUGGAGAGCCUGGGCUACAAGCUGUACGCCAGCCUCGGCACUGCUGAUUUCUACACCGAGCACGGCAUCAAG
Molecule: messenger RNA, 393 nt
Organism: Egretta garzetta (little egret)
Lineage: Eukaryota; Metazoa; Chordata; Aves; Pelecaniformes; Ardeidae
Product: CAD protein-like
Exons: 3
Biological process (GO): L-citrulline biosynthetic process; L-glutamine metabolic process; UTP biosynthetic process
Cellular component (GO): cytosol; cytoplasm
Molecular function (GO): aspartate carbamoyltransferase activity; dihydroorotase activity
Source: RefSeq, a predicted model, not a curated record